AUGAGGCAGCAAAGGCUCCUCUUAGCUCGGCGUUUUGAUGAGGAGCUGAGCGAAGACACUGAGGGUGAUGUUUCCUCCACAGAUCUUGUCAGCUACGUGAAGACGGAGGAGGAGGAGAAAGACAGCCAGCUCGACGUAAUGAAGUUCAUGGAGGGGCAUUCGGAUCCUGAUCUGACGCUCGAGGAGGCCAAGGUAUAUCUUCGCAUCCCUCCCAAUGCGCAAUUCCCAAGGAUCCCAGGCAUGCGGUUGUCAAGACGGUUCUUGAAAGAUCAUCAGAUCAAAGGCAUCGCUUGGGCCGUGAAGAAGUUGUCAAGUUUAAAGGGCUGCAUCUUAGCCGACUCCAUGGGCCUGGGGAAGACUUGCCAGGGGGGCUGCGCAUUCUUCGUGCUGGCCCAGCGUCAGAUCAACUCCGACGAAGCCAUCAAGAAGCCUACGCUGGUGGUCUGUCCUGCAGACCUCGUCCAGGAGUGGGAGCGAGAGCUGAAGGAACUCCUGCCCGCCGACUUCAUCAUCUACGUCUACGACUCGUCUGCAAAGGCCGACAUCCUGGAAAAGGACAGCUCACUUUUUUCUGAGGACGAGCAAGCAGCGAAGACGAUCAUACUCUCUACGUAUGGUGUCAUGCAUCGACAGCAUGGCAGGAAGCGAUACGAUUCGAUAACAAGAAGCCAGUUCUGUGAUAUCGCAAAGUCGACAAAGGCGCGAGCCAUGUUCAAGCGCCUGGGAUGCCCGGAGUAUGUCGAGAAGGACACGCUCCUCAAAGUCUCCCUCCAACCAUCAGCAGACUUCGGCCAUUGGGUGUCGAAGAACACCAAACUCACGUCGCUUGCCAAAGUGCUCAUCACCGGCCAAGAAGUCCAAGUCCUGCCCAUCGAAAGAAUCGCCCUAUUCCGCAACCCCGAUCCCCUCUUGAACAUGGUAUGGUCUGCGCUGAGGACGGGCGAGGUCCAUAUCUGGGCGGUAGCUCCCAGAAACUUCCUGUCCUGGAGCAGAUCGAUGGACGCAUUCAAGCUCAGCCUCGGUGAGCCCAGCAGCAUGUGGUUUUACAACCAACUCCCACUGGUGGCACGCAAUCGACCCGAAAAAUUCCAAGCUCUCCUUCACCGCCGCGAGGAAUUACCAAUCCCACCCUUCCUCCAUAUCAGACCGCCUGCGUAUGAAUGGCACCAGUGUGCUCAGUGGUGGAGCCCCGCCAACCCCCGGGUCAUUUACCCUACCAGCAGUUGUUUCCUCAACGUGCAAUUGCCAGCUUUGCUCGCGGAGUACAGUGCGCGCUCCCAGCGCAUAACCCAGGUCUACAACCUCAGUGUUGUGCACCGUGGCUUGAUUGAGACCGGCUGGAUCCAGCAGCAUUCCAUUUACUUUUGGAUAUUGAGGUGA
Molecule: messenger RNA, 1380 nt
Organism: Lasiodiplodia theobromae
Lineage: Eukaryota; Fungi; Ascomycota; Dothideomycetes; Botryosphaeriales; Botryosphaeriaceae
Product: putative SWI/SNF family DNA-dependent ATPase Ris1
Exons: 3
Coding region: 1-1380 (459 amino acids)
Molecular function (GO): ATP binding; ATP-dependent chromatin remodeler activity
Source: RefSeq, a predicted model, not a curated record